CGGGUGGUGCGGUUGUCCAGAUUCUUCCAUUUCGUCGUGCAAAAGCCGGUACUCCUCAUCGAAUUCGGAUGGGGCAAUAUUGAGUUUGAGAACAUCUCCAACGUCAAUAUCCCUAGUUGCGAUGAGUUCCAAUGUAACACCAACAUUCGACUGGUGAUCCUUAUUAGAACGAACGAUGAGCUUGCAAUUAUAUUGAUCUCCAGUGCCUCCGACACGCCGCACAAGGCCAAUAUUUCCCGAAACUGGUAGAAUUGUUAUUUCUGAAUACCCCACAAAACGAUCAACCGACUCCCAAUUCGUAUCGUGCCCUUGGUAUUGUAACACAAGCUUGUUAUCGUCACGCAAGUCGAUGAGAUGUUGGUGAUGAUCGAUCUUGAGAUUUUCCCAAUAGAAUGCGAUCGGACCCAUAGGUGUGCCCCGCACGUAAUUGCGACUUAUGACCAAGCCCAGGCUCUUUUCGAUUUGGGCGCCCUUCCUUAUGGCAACCUUGGCUCGAGCAUCACUCAGUCCGGCAUCGAAGGGUGCUAAUCUUGUCAAGUCCAUCCACGACGAGGGUUCAAGGAUGGUUCCCGCGCCACCACUAUUGUAGUGCAUACUCGUCAAGAUCGGCAAGAUAUUGUCCCUCCAGGUUGGUUGACCGAUUCCUGCGUAGAUCUUUGAACAAUACGACGACACGAAAAAAGGCAACAUGUUCGGUUCGAUAGCCUCUGMCGUCAUUGAUUGCGAAUUCAAUCCUCGGUUUUCGAACCACGCUUCUGAUAAAUCGUCUCCGUACGAUACAUAUAAUUGUUCCCCGGCGGCUAUGUCCCUUGUGGCACGAAAUCCGACUAAAUGAGGCACAUCAUCUCCUUGUUUUUCGGACACUUGUACGUAUUUUAGGUUUGGAUUAGCAUGGUGGUUGUAGAACGCACCAUUUCCUAGCAGAACAACGUUGUAAACUACGUCACUCAUAUUGGUGUCCUCGCCUUCAUGUUUGUUCCGCUGGAACCCAAAGACGAAAUUGUCCAAGACAGAGUGUCGAGUAUAAGGGCUCUCGAGUGGGAUAAAAAACGGUGUUAACUCCACUAACUCGUCUGCCCUGAAUGGCUGAGCGGCGUACACCGCCCACCCAUCCAUGUUUGGUGUCAAAAAGGUGCUGCAUCCCUGCCACGAGUGYGAUGUUGAUUGGUAUUGUUGUGCACCAACGAAGACUGAUGACGACGUUGAGGAAGGUAACGAAGACACAGGUUCCGUCUUUAUCCUUGCUGAUCCUAUGGUAAAAACCAGUGUGAUUGCCACAAAUAGAAGCCUUCUUAACACUGACCGAUGGUGUUCCAUUCUAUUUUGUAUCAUCCUUUCUGUCUGCGUAGUACCUAUCUUGCUUUUCCUUUUCUCUUGGCAAUAAUUUGUUGAGUUCGCCAGCGCUUAGAUUCGAGUUGCAGUGGAGUCUAUGAUUGUAUCAUCUAAGGCAUGUCGAAGUAGAACCAUUUUUUAAGUGGUGACCGUUAGCUCGUUUGAGAUAUGAAAGUAGUCGCGUUAUUUAUGCUUUAUCGUCGAGAAACUUACUCCGAAGCUGAGGGAGUCAAGAUCAAGAUGAUGACACCGCGGGAUGGUUUGCGGUCAUCGUCGCGCACAAGAGUCAUUCGAAAGGUCGUCAACACCGGACUCAGACUAGAUUUACAUAACGGGCCCCAUAAUGAGUCAUUCCCGGUAAUAGACAAAAUUUUGAUAGACUGACAGACCGGAAAUUUAUUAGAAGUACAUCUGUAACAAUUUUUAUUUCAUUUGAUUGAGGCCAAACUGACCACAUCAAACCUAAUAAAUUUUAUGUUGGAACUCACGAUUCAAAAUUUGAAAGAUUCAACAGAAAGGCCUGCCAAAAAUUAAGACAGAAUCAACGAAGAACUUACUAAGACUCAUCUACUAGUAAUAAGGCGCCUCUAACAAGGCGCCUUCAACAAGACAUAAACUAUGUCCUGAUYGGUGCUCUUAGUCAGUUCUUUCUAUUUCAUUUCUCUGUUGCAGCAAGAGAGCAACAGUAUGAGGAGACCCGCAACCUCAACAAAGAGGAGGGAGCUCAUUCUUGUCGCCRAACCGGCCUCAACAAAGAGGGAACUCAUUCUUGUAGUCCUAUCCCCUGCACUAUUUUUGUAGUAAGAAAGAUGCCAAAAGCUGGCAAUACAGGCCAGAAGGCUGGUGUAGCAAACUCCUCUUGCAAUGAGCUACACAGUCUCAUGGGCAUGAUACUUGACAGUCUUCCAAUUAGUGGAGACGACUGGGAUCUCAUAGUGAAUGAUCAUGAAAAAUUGUGGCCCUUCUUUAGAAGCCAGACAUCCAUCAAGACUAAGUAUGCAGCUGUUAAGAGGAUCAAGAGCUCAACGAGGAAUCCAAAUAUGCCAGAGUACAUGAAGAUGGGACGCUGGGCCCACAUCCUCAUAGGUCAGAAGGCAAAUCUUGGUACUGGGGAGGAGGACUUUGAUCUGAAGCAAGGCUACAUUAAAAGUGAGGCUGUGGAGGGCUUCUGACUGGUGUCCUGGCUGGUAUUCUUGCUGAAGUAUCUGAAGAGCCAGAGGUUCUUCUUGUUGGGGAAGCAUCAUCUGCUGAAGCCUUGCCUGUUGGUGGACCAAACAUGCCAGGGGCAUCAUCUUCAGCCUUGACACCUUCACUCGUGUUACAAUCCACUCCUAUCCCCAGGAAAAGGGCCUACAAGCAGAAGAAAUCAAAUGUUCCGGAUGCUGCUGCAUUCAACCAGUAUAUUAAGAGCCAGCAAGAAAGAGACAAGGAGAGUUGCAAGAUGUGGAAGGAARCCAUUGGGGCUGCAAAGGAAGUUGUAAGGGAUUUUCUAGGAGGAGCUGCUGUUACCAUGUUCAAUCAGUGGCAACAACACAACAAUGCAUACCAUCAUCCUUCACACCAUGGUCCUCCUCCACAUGGUCCUCCUCCUCAUGGUCCUCUGCAACAUUCAUACACCUCCAUACCUCAGCCUCCUUACAAUGCUUCCACGUCACAGCCUCAUCUGCGMAAAYGGAAGUGCCAGGAACAGGAAUCAGAAUCCCAUGGUGAGGAGAAGGAAUUGUCAUGGUAAAUAUUGAUUGCAAUUCUGAUUGCUAUGCUGCUGAUAUCUAUCCAUUAUGUACAUCAAUUGCUGACUGUCUCAUUGUCUACUACUAAACUUGCCUCUUUUUAAGCCAACCACAGCAUUGACAGCACCCAAUCGACUAUGGGAUUCACCUGGCAAACACCCCAUUGCCAUCAGAGGAUAUCAUUUGGCCAAAAACUAAGUUAUUGCCAGUAAGGUUGAAGUUAUGGUCUGAAAAGAAUGUAGUAGAAGCUAUUCAAUGAAAGCACUCUGGCUGUUUGUUGUUUCUGAAAUAGGAAUGGAAAUCAUUGAUUUGUUGUGUAUGCUGGGUAUUGUUUUUGUUGGUGUUAUUUUUUGUAAGCAGAAGAGGUGUUCUUACAAAAAACACAUUCUAAAGAUCUUCCCUGCAAUUUGUGAACAGUUCUUCUUAGUAGUGCUAGUACAUUGGCAAUAUUAAUUGGGAAUUGAGAUAAUUGUUUCCCCUUGUCACCUGUUGAGUUUGAUUGGUACUCAUUCUUGACUCAUAUUCUUUCAGACAUCAAAAUUUUGCUGUUGCUGCCAUGUUUUGAGAAGAUGAAGUGAUCCCUUUUUUUAGUCUUCUUCUUUAGCAAGGACUAUCUCUGUCCAUUCAACUUUCUCAGCAUCUACACAUUGAACAUAAAAUCCAUCAAUGUUGAUAAUUUCAAAAUCUUGGUACCCAUUUUUCAGUUUGACAGACUUGAAUGUACAUAUGGCUCCAUUUUCUUUUGACUUUUUAACAUCUAUGUUGUCAUUGAACAUCAUGAAAGCAGGUCUGUCAACAUACAAUUUAAGCAUUGCUGGAUCUUUCCUUUUGGAGCAUUUGUUUGUACCUGCAACAAUGUUAGCAUCAGAUGUGGUAGUUAGCACCCAGUAUUUCUGAAUUCUGGAAUGUCUCUGUAUUUUCCUUUAGUCUAUCUGCAGUUUGAUUACAAUGGUGUGAUCUGGCAAUCUCUUGUUUAUGUUUUUGAAUGUGUUGUUUUGAGAAACUCAGAAAAUAUGCCAUCAUUUAUUGCACAUUUGUCUGCAUUGCUGUAUGCUGCAUAAGCAAUAUCUUCUGAGAGUUUGUCCCAAGGUUUUACAAUUCUAGAAUUGAUUUGAACAUGCUCUUCUUUCAAGCCAUUUAUUCUUAAAUCAUCAAAAAGCUCUCUCCGGAUUGGAUCAUAAGAGUCAUGGUUGGUUUAACCGAACUAUCAAGAAAGUGAAGUUAAGAUGUKGAUAUUUUUUGGGACCAGCAGUCCCAUUACAAGUGGCGUGAAUUUGCUGACGAUGAACAACAUUUCAAACCCACCACCUGCUUCAUCAGGAUAUUAAACAGUAUUGUAUUUUAGAUACAGCAGGAACCAGUGUUCGUCAUUCAAGCUUGUUAUUACAUUGUUAUAUUGUAAAAUGUCGAUGUGUCGUACACACUUUUGUUUCGCUCUUUCAAGUCAGAUAAGUCAUUAUUGGGAGGUUAUCAUGCAUAGAUUGCUUCUGAGUUUUUUAUCAUGUAAAAUCUGAAGAACUGAUUACAGGCAAUUCCAUGUAGGUACUAGAGAAUUGUUGUCGUUUCUGUAAGUUGGUGUCGCUGCCGAAUGUCGACUGAUGAAAAAGAUGUGACACUGAUGAGGGACGUUUCCUAUAAAAUAUGUAGAACACAAUACCAACCAUGAAAAAAAACACAGUCGCAAUGCCAAAAUCUCGUGGCGAAAUCGCCAAUCGAUUCAUUGACAGCGAGGUCACUUCACAGCAACCAUCUACUUGUCUCGUUGUGGUUGAAUCAAGUUCGCGUGGCCAUAGUACAACAUCUCCAGAAUAUGCGCCCUGCAUCAUCGGGCGAAGGUUCUCUCCAUUUCGGUCGACGCUACCAAGCUUUCCAGUAGAUUCCUCACCCCUGCAUCCGAAAAAAAUUCUCUCAGGAGUACCAUGAUCUUCGUUCCAUACAACAUCCAACCCUGUGACUACUAGGGACUUCUCCAAAGCCAUUGGUUCGUUUAACCAAUCUAUAGUAACCUCUCCUCCUGGCAUGCAAAACUGAGUCACCUGCGCUUCUGUUAAAAAGAUUUCUGUAUCUCCAUUGACGUUGAAAUAGACAGAAUUUUCGUCCUCUGUCGUCGCAAUGGGCAUGCAUUCAAUACCUUUAUUAAAAAUUGUGUGGCAUAGGUGAUCAGGGCGACCUGUCUGCUGGUUGUAGUGUAAUUUUUGGUUCCCGCCAUUCCAGACACCCAUUCGCAUAAAUGCAUGAUCGACAU
Pseudo-nitzschia multistriata is the source of this 5307-nucleotide messenger RNA. NCBI's taxonomy places the organism in Eukaryota, Bacillariophyta, Bacillariophyceae, Bacillariales, Bacillariaceae. The record is from the annotation of a GenBank genome assembly.